AUGACCUCGUCUCCCCUCCCGCUGACCGUCGCGGACUUCUUUCACUCAGAUCUUCCAUGCGUGUCUGCAGUAUGCACAGUGAGUAUAUACUUUACAGAAGACGAUUAAAGGAACAACUUGCUGUGAAACUGGGCUUCCUACAGUGUGAGAUCCCAGGACUGCACUGGAGGACUAACCUCAGAUCAUCUUUCUUGGAUCAGAUGGGUUUCCUGAUUGAGCUAAGUCUGAUACUGCUCCUGACCUUUAUCUCAAAAGGUCACACCUGGAAUAUCAGUGUCACUAAACACUUUAAUGUCACAUCAGGCUCAGAUGUGAAUAUACUGUGUACUUUUUCCUAUCCUCCAAAAUACCACAGUGACAAUGUUCAGAUUUUCUGGAAAAAAUUUUCUAAAGAGAAAAUCACUAUCAACGAUGUGGACAAACGUCCAUUCAUUUUUCAUCCAAAUGAGACGUAUAUUAUUGAGAAGUACAGACAUAGGACUAAGCUCAUUGGAAAUGUAAAGGAAGGAAACUGUUCCCUCAAGAUCCAAAACAUCACAGAAAAUGAACCAAAGAUCUAUUUGAGAGUUGCAGUAGCUGAUAACUACAGUUUCGUCGAAGAUUAUGUCUCCAUUUCAGUGUCUGGUGUGCCACCAGUCAUUAUUGAUCAAGAUAUUCCACUUGUUACAGCACCCCCCAAACCAAGUGAACAGUCUAAUAAUAUAGUGAUGUAUAUUGCUAUCUUCGUGCCACUUGCUGCAGCUCUGAUCAUUAUUGUUGCUACUGGAACUGUCUGUUUCAAAAAACACAGGUCUCUUAGCAGACGGGAAUCCAGCUACUACGUCAAUUUUAAAGUUUCAUCAACCCCAGCCAAAAGAGAAACAUCUUUCAAAAAACAAGACAAUAAAGAACUCCCUGAACAGAAGGUCAUUGAUGACCCGGUGUACAUCAACCUUGAGGUUAAUCCAGGUCAGAUGGAUCAAAGUGUGGCCCAUGCAGACAACAUAUAUGCAAAUGUGGAUUACACACAGUAGCAGAGAAGUUACAUCUUACAUUUAUGGACAUAAUACUGUAUCAUCUGUCUUUCUGUAUUAUAUAGUAUGAGUGCUAAUGCCAUUGUGUGUUGCAGAAUACAUGUCAGCAUCACUCAAACAGCUCAAUGUACUGUACGAAUCAAACCUAAAAGAAGGACAACAUGACAGAUGUCAAGAAGCAAAAGACAAGAUUUUUUUUAGAACAUCUGGAAACAUUUAUUAGUAUCUCAACUCUUAAGUAGGUGUAGACAAGACCAAUCCACUUUCUAGGCUGGUAGAAUCAGUUUUGCUUUAACAAUACACUGAAUAUUUUUUUACAGAUACUUAACCUAUAAAUACCCAAAACCCAGAUUAUCUAGUCAUUUAAAAUGUUUAACACUUGUUGAUCCUCUAAUCCUGUCAGUACAUGUAAAUAAUUGGUGUAAAGUGCAGUUUUGUCAUCUUUUCAUGAUCAUCAGAUAUGACUCAUUUAGGUGUU
Molecule: messenger RNA, 1491 nt
Organism: Sphaeramia orbicularis (orbiculate cardinalfish)
Lineage: Eukaryota; Metazoa; Chordata; Actinopteri; Kurtiformes; Apogonidae
Exons: 9
Coding region: 57-1013 (318 amino acids)
Source: RefSeq, a predicted model, not a curated record